AUGGGUCGAGCUUCGAAGCGUCAACAAAGAGAAAAGGAUCAACUGAAAGAGUUAGGAUUCACGAACAAUGAUUCAUUGGAUGAUAUACAGCGUGACCAUCAAAUUGAGGAAGAAGACGAAGAGGAAGAGGAAGAGGAAGAAGAUCAAGUUUCUGAUCGACAGUUUUCAAAGUCUUUCAAUGCAUUUGCUUCACUUGGUGAUCGAGAAGACCAACUUGAUGAGGAUGAUGGACCUCAAGAUGGUCAUGAGGAGGAUGCAUCAAAAAUGCAGUCAACACUUCCAAAGAAAUCUGGGUCACGAAAGAAGUCUAAACCCAAAAAGAAAGCAAAGAACAAAUCAUCAAAUGUAGUCACCAACUCAACCACAAAUGAUCACGACGGAUCAACCUCUCCCGACUCUGUAAAGCAAUUCAAGAAUACCAAGAAAGAUUCACGCAUUGAUCAAAAAACACCUGAAGUUGAUGAAAUAGAAGAAGCCUUAAAAGAAUUAGGUUUAUCUCACCCAAAUCUCGAUCCUACGAAUUCGUCAUCAAACAAAUCAAUUAAUCUUGAUGAGAUCAUAUCGAGCGCCUGUUCGAUUGAUUGUAAGAUGUUAGAUGCUGAUCAAGAGUUACGUAGAAUGUUUGGAUCAAGAGUGAUUUCUUCAGCACUUAAUUCUACUAGAUCAUCACCGACACCUUAUCAUCCUAGGAUCUCUAAUAACCCUCAUCAUCAAGUCAAUUUACGAUUGAAAACAGCUUAUUUGGCCAAACCUCAGCCAACUUGGCCACCCUUCGAUAAGAUGUCAGUCGGUUUCAGUAUGAGACCUACGAGCGCAGAAGAAGGUGAGAGGAUUAAUAAAACACCUUGCUCUCAAGAAGUGUGGUUCACUUUCGAACAUAGCGCACGUUUCAAGGCCAUCCAAGCCAAAUUUAUCCAGGCUAUCAUGUCUCAUGAUCCCAAUCGACUCAUGGCACUCUUUCAGAGCGCACCUUAUCAUCCCGAUACCUUAUUACAAUUAUCAGAUAUAUCAGCCCAACAAGGUGAUACAGGACAAGCAUUAGAUUUCUUAAACAGAGCUCUCUAUAGUUUUGAAAGAUGUUUCAAUCCACUCUUCAACAUAAGUAAAGGUUUAGUUAGAUUAAAUUUCAAAAUGGUUGAAAAUCGUGGGUUUUUUCGUGCAAUUGAUAAAAGUAUGCAACUCCUAGCUAAGAGAGGUUGUUGGAGAACUGCAUUUGAAACAUGUAAAUUAUUAUUUGCUAUGGAUCCUUAUCAGGACCCCUACGGGGCUUUGUUAUGGCUUGAUUUUCUCGCUCCUAAAGCCAAGCAAUACCAAUACUUCUUAGAUCUUUCUGAACACCUCCCAGAAAUUGCAGCUUUGGAAGGAUGGGGUUUCCCGAAGACUGGAUAUCCCGGAUUUGCUUACGCAGCGGCCUUGUGUAGGUGGCAUCAUGAGGAAGAACAAAAUAACUCUCAUGAAACAAGUACGAAGGAAUUGGAGACAGCGAUCGUCCGAUUCCCACAACUUACAUCCUAUUUAGGCGGAAAAUUAGGAAUAUCGUUACCCAAAACUUUCUCUACUGUAGAAAGAGCAUCACCACGUCCAGGUUUCAUUGACGAACAUCAUUUGAUUCAUCUUCAAGCUAUCAUUUAUGUGACGAGAUCAUCGGAUCUUUGGAAAGAGCCUGAUGUACUUAGUUGGUUUCAGACUACUGUUUCUUCUUGCCAUCAUCGGUUAAGUGAUGAUAAGGACCCAGAUGUAACAGAAGGUCAAAAACUCUCGCAAGAGUAUUUAUCGGAAUCUACUAUUGGGAUCUAUAGAACAGUGCUCCUGUCAGGUAUGAUUUUCUUCGUCAUUGUUGAGAAGUACUACUCGAAAAUUGACACUUCUCAUUACUUUGUAGAUCAUCAAGUAUUGAAAGGUUUCUUACCGCCUAAAUUUCUUGCAAUGCAGAGGUAUUCAUUCGAUCCAGCGCCACCUAUCGGUGGUACCGCAUUCAAUGCUGAAUACUUUAACAUUCCGGAUUCAUCUAACAAUGAACCGCGUCAAGAUGAUAAUCAUCAAGAUGACGCAAGAGAUGAAGGAGGUUUUCAAGAAAUCUUUGAUCGGAUUAUAGAAGGUGUAGCUGCGAUGGAAGGUGGAAAUCGACAACAAGGACAUCGACAACAACUCAAAGACCAAAUUGAACAAAUUCAACUUAUAUUGCAAACUGAUGAGGGCAAUCUUACUCCAGAAGCAAGAGAGGAGCUUUUAGAAUUACUUGAAGAACUUUUGAUAGGAUUACGUGAAGGACAAGAUGCGGAUGAUGGGGGAAAUGUACAGGACGAAGAAGAUGUGGUGGAAGAUGGUCGAGAGCCUAUGGAUCGAAAUAUAGCAGAGGAAGGUGAAGCUGAGUCUUCAGACCGAAGGAAUACUGAUAGGAUUGCUAUGCCUGGAUCUUUUCAAGUUGAUGAUAGCACGUCUGUUAAUGAAGAAACUCAUGAAACUCAACCUGGUAUAAUGGAUCGACUAUGGAGAUGGGUAGGAUAA
Messenger RNA from Melampsora larici-populina 98AG31, 2508 nucleotides. RefSeq lists its product as uncharacterized. The record is from RefSeq and is a predicted model, not a curated record. The transcript has 6 exons. Gene Ontology annotation, biological process: rescue of stalled cytosolic ribosome; ribosome-associated ubiquitin-dependent protein catabolic process. Lineage: Eukaryota; Fungi; Basidiomycota; Pucciniomycetes; Pucciniales; Melampsoraceae. Gene Ontology annotation, cellular component: RQC complex. Bases 1 to 2508 code for a protein of 835 amino acids.